Chaetura pelagica (chimney swift) is the source of this 4004-nucleotide messenger RNA. It is a transcript of the gene CECR2, whose product is annotated as cat eye syndrome chromosome region, candidate 2. Lineage: Eukaryota; Metazoa; Chordata; Aves; Apodiformes; Apodidae. Gene Ontology annotation, cellular component: CERF complex. The transcript is spliced from 21 exons. Gene Ontology annotation, molecular function: protein binding. Gene Ontology annotation, biological process: chromatin remodeling. Bases 331 to 3567 code for a protein of 1078 amino acids. The record is from RefSeq and is a predicted model, not a curated record.
GAAGCUGCUCUUCACAGAGAUGAUGUGGAGUUUAUCAGCGACCUGAUCGCCUGCCUUCUCCAAGGUUGUUAUCAGCGCAGAGACAUCACAUCCCAGACGUUUCACAGCUACCUGGAGGACAUCAUCAAUUACCGCUGGGAGCUGGAGGAAGGGAAGCCCAACCCCCUGCGGGAGUCCACCUUCCAGGAGCUGCCCCUGCGCACCCGGGUCGAGAUCCUGCACCGCCUCUGUGACUACCGCCUGGAUGCAGAUGAUGUCUUCGACCUCCUCAAGGUGCUUUGGGCAGCAGAGAAGAGGGAAACGGCGCAGCCGCAGGAGCUGGGCCAGAUCAUGUACUGGGGGAGCUGGGGGAGGGGGAUGUACAAGGAGGACCCGGUGCAGGGGAAAACCAAUGGAGAGCUGGCUCCAGACAGGGGUUGUGGGGGGCAGACAAACACCCCAACCGUUCCUGGGAAAACGGGCAAGAGACGAGGGCGACCCCCAAAGCAGAAAAAACUACUGGAAGAAAAUUUGCUGAGGGAGAAGGCAGAAGAGAACUUGCUAAUCCGUGAGACUCAGAUAAGAAAUGGGUCCCAAGGGCCUGGCCGUGGGACAUGGUGGCUGCUGUGUCAGACGGAAGAGGAGUGGAGGCAGGUCACAGAAAGCUUCAGAGAGAGGACUUCCCUUAGAGAGCGGCAGCUCUACAAACUCUUGAGUGAAGACUUCCUGCCGGAGAUCUGCAACAUGAUUGCACAGAAGGAGAAGCGUCUACAGCGGACAGAGUAUUCUCCCAGGUGGAUGUCUGACCAUCAGCCCAUCAAACCAAUCAAGCAGGAGGUAAACCCAAGUGUGCUGAGCUCGAUGGAGAAGCAGAGGCGUAGAGAGGAAGAGGAGGAGCGCCAGAUCCUUAUAGCAGUACAGAAGAGGGAGCAGGAACAGCUGCUAAAGGAGGAGAGGAAGCGAGAGAUGGAGGAGAAGGUCAAAGCAGUGGAAGAAAGAGCCAAGAGAAGGAAGCUUCGUGAAGAGCGGGCCUGGCUGCUGGCACAGGGGAAGGAGCUCCCCCCUGAGCUUUCCCACUUGGAUCCCAGUUCCCCUACCAGGGAAGACCGAAGGCCCAAGGAUCUCUUUGAACUGGAUGAUGAGUUCACAGCCAUGUACAAAGUUCUAGAUGUGGUAAAGGCUCACAAGGACUCUUGGCCCUUCUUGGAGCCCGUUGAUGAAUCAUAUGCUCCCAACUACUACCAGAUCAUAAAGGCCCCCAUGGACAUCUCUAGUAUGGAGAAGAAGUUGAAUGGAGGUCAGUACUGCACCAAGGAAGAAUUUGUGAGCGAUAUGAAGACCAUGUUCAGGAACUGUCUUAAGUACAAUGGUGAAGGCAGUGAAUAUACAAAGAUGGCUUACAACUUGGAGAGGUGUUUCCACCGAGCAAUGAUGAAGCACUUCCCUGGGGAAGAUGGAGACACAGAUGAGGAGUUCUGGAUCAGAGAAGAUGGGAGACGAGAGAAGAGGAGCCGGCGGAGUGGCCGCUCCAGCACCGGCAAUGUUUGGACUCGGUCACGAGAUCCAGAUGGACCAGGCAAGAGGCAGCAACGCUUGGAAAAUGGAGGAAAACCUCCACCAUAUCGAGCUACUUCCAGGGCUUCUGCUUCUUCGUCCUCUUCCUCCUCCUCCUCCUCCUUCUCCUCAUCCUCUGCAGAGGAUCCCAGUGGCAACCCGAUGCAGCCUCCCAGAGAAGUGGGCCCUUCCAACGGGCGAGGUUUCCCUCGCUCUCUGCAGUACGGUGGGAUGCCCAGCCCUGUGCCACAUCCCAGCCAGAUGAGACCAGCCGUGCCAGGAACGUUUGGUGCCCUGCGUGGAUCAGAUCCCACGAAACUCUACAGCUCGCCGCGCGUGCCCGAGCCCCACCCUGGGGACCCAGUCCAGCAACACCAGCACUUUGCCAUGCAGCCGGCCGUGGGACUGAGCGAGCACCGCGGGCACAGGCUGCCCGCCCCGGAGAAGCAGGCAUGUGCGGGAGCAGCCCACGUCGCCGGCCUCCGCCCCCGGCCCAGUGCUCACGGGGUGCCUCCCUCAGGGUAUGUCAGCCCGCCUGGGAAAGCCACCGGCCAGCGGAUGCCGCAGCCAACGUCCGCCCUGUUCGGGGGACCGCCUCAGGUUCCGAGAGGGUGCCAGGGCGGGGACUCCAUGCUGGACAGCCCGGAGAUGAUCGCCAUGCAGCAGCUGUCCUCCCGCGUCUGCCCGCCGGGCGUGCCUUACCACCCUCGCCAGCCGCCCCCGCCGCACCUCCCCGGGCCCUUUCCCCAGCUGGCUCACGCUGCCGCCACCAGCCUGCAGCCCCCAAAGCCCCUCCUGGGCAACGGGAGCUCGCAGGACCCGACCGCUCAGACCAUGGAGCCAGAGGGCAACCAAGUGGAGCUGCCAGCAGAUGUGGACGAGAAGGCUCUGCCCGAAGCAGCUGUGCCUUGCAUGGGGCAGGGCACCAGCCUCUCGGGGGUGGAUGCCAGCUCUGUGGGUGCUGCUCCCAACCAGUUCCACCCUCUCUACAUGCCUGGUCUGGAAUAUCCGAAUUCAGCCGGGCGGUACCACAUCAACCCGGGCCUGCAGGGGUUCAGCCCCAUGAUGGGGGGCAAGCCACCUCCUCCUGCUUCCCACCCCCAGCAUUUUCCCCCACGGGGCUUCCAGCCAAGCAGCGCCCACCCCGGUGUCUUCCCGCGGUACCGACCCCCCCAGGGCAUGCCCUACCCCUACCAGCCGCAGCCUCAGCCUUCCUACCACCACUACCAGCGACCACCCUACUACACCUGUCCACAGGGCUACUCGGACUGGCAGAGGCCUCUCCACUCCCAGGCCAGCCCCGGUGGGCAUCCCACUGCCCACCCACCCCUGGCCAGACCCCCUUUCCCCGACCGGGGGUCCGCCAGCAGCUUGCAGGGCUGCGAGGCACUGAACGCCGCCCUGGCCUCUCCCAGCCGCAUGGACGUAGCGAGUGCCAAAGAGGUUUCUCCGAGCGAUGGGCAGGACCUGGGGCCUGAAGAUGAGAAGUCUGAGGAGUCCCAGGAAAGACCAGAGAGUCCCAAAGAGUUCCUUGAUUUGGACAACCACAAUGCAGCCACAAAGAGGCAAAGCUCGGUGGCUGCCGGGGAGUUCCUCUAUGGAGCCCCGCCACCACACCUGGGUUCGGGGAUGGGAUUCGGCCCAUCAACUUUCCCUCCCCAUGGGGUGAUGCUACAGACUGGCUCUCCUUAUGUAUCCCGGCAUCCCGCCAGUCAUUUCCAGCCCAGGACGUAUGGAUCUCCUAUGAAUGCUCACCUGUCUCAUCAUCCUGCCUCUGCCCAGGCCAACGGCCUCUCUCAGGAGGGUCCCCUGUACCGCUGCCGGGAGGAAAACAUGGGUCACUUUCAGGCUUUGCUGAUGGAGCAGAGAGGCAGUGGAGGUGGCAUGGGGGGGCCACCCCAGGACUUGUAUAGACCCUCGGGAAUGCAAAUGCAUCAGGCUCAAGUCCCCUUUGCGAAGAUGCCUGCAGCAACCAUGUCCCGGGAAGAUGUGACAUCACAAAAACCCUCAGCGUUGCCUCUGGAUCAAAGCUAGUCCGAGGAAGGAAGGACCUCGCGAAGAUGAAAGCCACACAUGAUUUGGACAAGAGGGAGGAGGGGCAGGCCUUCCUCCCACCCUCCCCUCCUCUGAGCAGCCUGUAGCUUCCUGGGUCCGUGCAACAUGGUGCGGCGAGGGCUUUUGUGUGGGAAACCUGGGGCAGUGCUGGGCCCCAGCCAGCCCAGCAGCUGGCUCGUCACCACAGGGCGACCAUUGCAAACGAGUGGCUUUCUGUGACCGGAGACUGCAUCUCAUUCAGGGUUUGAGGGAUUUUUUUGGGUGUGGGGGGGGUGGGGGUGGGAGCGGAAAUUUUCAUUGACUGCUAAACUCAGGUAUAUUUUUCAGGGUGGAAGAGGAUGAUGAUGGAAUUUUACUUGUAGUAUUAACGUGUGUGUUUUGGAGCUGGAUCCAGUUUACAGAAUUUAACCUGUUGC